UAGAACCCAAACCCAAAACUCUUUCCCUCGCCUCUACUACACAACCUCUAGCCAUUAAUGGCUAUUGUAGUUUGAAACUAAACCCUACAAAAUCACUUGAGAAUAAUGAGCUCGGGUUCACCUAAACCCUCAAAAUUCGCGGUGUAUCAGAACCCAGCCUUUUCUGCUGCCUUAACAACUAAUAGCCUUCGUCCUUCCAAAUCUAAUUUCGUAUUUAUACUCACUCUUUCCUUCGCUUCCAGUUCUCUUAUUCUCAGGAGUUUUUCUAGGGAAAACGGGAUUGCCGACAGCCUGAAAUUUGGAUAUGUUUCUCAAGAAACUGCUUGUCUUAUUGUCAGACUGAUUCAGGCUUUUGCAGCCGUAGUCUUGUUUGGAACUUUUCUUGCCCUUUUCAAGGCUAUUUAUUUAUGUACAACGAAGACUGCUGAUGUGUCAAUUGUGUCUCCGGACAAAGGAACAACGGAGCAUGCACGUCUGACUAAUCGACAAUUAGGGCUUUUAGGGAUUAAACCAAAUGUUGAGCAAACUACUACGGAGUCUCCGAAGAGACCUCCCAAAGCAAGAAGUGUCUCAGCCUCUCCAUCAGAACCCCUUGUCCCUGUUCAUCAGCCAAUUUCUAGUUCAAACCAUUCAUCUAGACUUAGUAGUGACAAAGGUAGAACUAGCAGUGGAACUAAAAUACCAUCUUUUAGCAACCCUUCGAAAUCACCAGCUUCGCCAUCCUUGUAUCUUGUUUCAGCAUCUUCCUCUCAAUCACCUUUAAUCCAGUCUUCAUCGGGUGGGGAACACUUGGUUGCCACCCCUUGGUCGAACAAGCGAGCUACUUAUCAUAAAGAGAUUGCGACGGAGGAACAGUUUGAAAAGUUCCUGGCUGAUGUUGAUGAGAGAAUUACUGAAUCAGCAAGCAAGUUGGCAACUCCACCGCCCACCAUAAGUGGGUUUGGUGUAGCCAGUCCUGGUAACUUGCCCAGUUCCACGAAUACUUCUGGAACUCCAAGAAGUACUCCUCUAAGGCCUGUUAGGAUGUCCCCUGGUUCCCAGAAGUUCUCAACUCCACCAAAGAAGGAAGGCGAUCUACCACCUCCAAUGUCAAUGGAAGAGUCCACUGAAGCAUUUGAACAUCUGGGGAUUUAUCCACAGAUCGAGCAGUGGCGUGAUCGACUCAGGCAAUGGUUUUCAUCCAUGCUGCUAAAGCCUUUGCUUAACAAAAUUGAUACUAGCCAUACGAAGGUUAUGCAAGCUGCCGGCAAACUAGGCAUUACAAUCACUGUCAGUCAAGUUGGAAAUGAAACACCUGAUACUGGGACUGCUGCUAUAGCUACUACCGGGAGGACUAAUGAAUGGAAACCCACAUUUUCUGUUGAUGAAGACGGCUUACUUCACCAGUUGCGUGUAACUCUUGUCAAUGCUCUUGAUACUUGCAUGCCAAAGUCAACUUCUGGAGGUCUUCAAGCAUCCUCGCCACAGACCUCUAUGAUCCCUAUUUUACAAGAGUGCAUCGAUGCCAUCACUGAACACCAAAGGCUUCAUUCAUUAAUGAAAGGAGAAUGGGGCAAGGGAUUGUUGCCACAAAGCGGUGUCCGUGCAGAAUAUACAGUACAGAGGAUCAGAGAACUUGCUGAAGGAACCUGUUUGAGGAACUAUGAUUAUUUGGGCAGUCUGGAGGGGUAUAAGAAAGGAAACAAUAAAUGGAAUCUCGAGCUUCCAACCGAUUCUCAUUUGCUCCUAUAUUUGUUUUGUGCUUUCCUGGAGCACCCAAAGUGGAUGCUGCAUGUUGAUCCUACAGCUUAUGCUGGAACCCAGUCUAGCAAAAAUCCAUUAUUUUUGGGUGUCUUACCUCCUAAAGAAAGGUUCCCUGAAAAGUAUGUAGCUGUUGUGUCUGGUGUUCCUUCUGUGCUCCAUCCAGGAGCUUGCAUAUUGGCUGUCGGAAAGCAAAGUCCCCCAGUUUUUGCCCUAUACUGGGAUAAGAAGCCUCAGUUUUCUCUCCAGGGGAGAACAGCACUUUGGGAUUCUAUCUUGCUACUGUGCUAUAAAAUUAAGACUGGGUAUGGAGGGUUAGUGCGGGGCAUGCAUCUUUCUUCAUCAGCAUUGGGCAUUCUCCCAGUUCUUGAUUCAGAAAAGGACGACUGCUGAACUCGAAUCCACCCAGCCUAUGCCAUAAGCCUUUUGCAAACUGUCGAGAUGUGAAGAACAGCUGUGUGUAAUAUUCUCGCUGUAGCUGGGUAAUAUUUAUCCUGAUUCCUGAGAUAAGGCCCAAGGGUAUCCCUAUAAGCGAUUAUAGUUUCGUAAUUCUGGCCCUUAAACAAAGAAUCAAAGAGUUUCUGUAGACGUGCUUUCAGGCUCUUAAACAAAGAAUCAACGAGUUUCUGUAGAGGUGCUGUACCGUAAUUUAUCUCAUAGUAAAUGUAUUUACGAUCUUUCUUGCAUAUUGCCGAGGUUCGGUAGGAUUGUAGCCGCUAGUGGACUUGAAACGCCAGUUUUAGGAGAAAUCUUUGUUUGCUUGUUGUAGAUUUAAAGGAGUUCUUUGGCAGUUAAGACUACAGGGUUGUAAUCUAAAGCAGUUUGCUGCUUCUUAGUUCUUACAACCACAGAAAUGUGAAAUUACGUUCUCUUU
Molecule: messenger RNA, 2614 nt
Organism: Lycium ferocissimum
Lineage: Eukaryota; Viridiplantae; Streptophyta; Magnoliopsida; Solanales; Solanaceae
Exons: 7
Coding region: 106-2133 (675 amino acids)
Cellular component (GO): membrane
Source: RefSeq, a predicted model, not a curated record